Molecule: messenger RNA, 2917 nt
Organism: Schistocerca americana (American grasshopper)
Lineage: Eukaryota; Metazoa; Arthropoda; Insecta; Orthoptera; Acrididae
Product: potassium voltage-gated channel protein Shaw-like
Exons: 6
Coding region: 188-1771 (527 amino acids)
Biological process (GO): protein homooligomerization; potassium ion transmembrane transport
Cellular component (GO): neuronal cell body membrane; dendrite membrane; voltage-gated potassium channel complex
Molecular function (GO): protein binding; delayed rectifier potassium channel activity
Source: RefSeq, a predicted model, not a curated record
ACAGAACGCACAACUUCAUCAUAGGUCCAAAUAGCAGUGAAAAUUCCUCAUCUACUGUUCAGUAAACCAAUGUGAAGUGCAUGGCGUAUGGUGGCGAGAAGUGUCGUAGUCACAAGCAGGGAAAUUCAGCCUAGCAAUUGGUCGACUACACAGUGACGACUCCCGGAUCGGGUCCGCGGGCGCCGCGAUGAACCUGAUCAACAUGGACGCGGAGAACCGCGUGGUGCUGAACGUGGGCGGCAUCCGGCACGAGACGUACAAGGCGACGCUGAAGAAGAUCCCGGCGACGCGCCUGUCGCGGCUGACGGAGGCGCUCGCCAACUACGACCCCGUCCUCAACGAGUACUUCUUCGACCGGCACCCGGGCGUGUUCGCGCAGGUGCUCAACUACUACCGCACCGGCAAGCUGCACUACCCCACCGACGUGUGCGGGCCGCUCUUCGAGGAGGAGCUCGAGUUCUGGGGGCUCGACUCCAACCAGGUCGAGCCCUGCUGCUGGAUGACCUACACCCAGCACCGGGACACGCAGGAGACGCUGGCCGUGCUGGACAGGCUGGACCUGGACACGGAGAAGCCCAGCGACGAGGAGAUCGCCCGCAAGUUCGGCUUCGAGGAGGACUACUUCAACGGUACCAUGUCCUGGUGGCAGCACCUCAAGCCCAAGAUGUGGUCACUUUUCGACGAACCCUACUCCUCCAACGCUGCCAAGAUAAUUGGCGUCAUCUCCGUGUUCUUCAUCUGCGUCUCCAUCCUGUCUUUCUGCCUCAAGACGCACCCCGACAUGCGCGUGCCCGUCAUCCGCAACAUGACCGUCAUGACGCCUUCCAACGGUACCGCGUGGGUACUCGACAAGACCAAGACGACGGCGCACGUCGCCUUUUUCUACUUCGAGUGCGUGUGCAACGCUUGGUUUACGUUCGAAUUCUUCAUACGCUUCAUCGCGUCGCCGAACCGCAUCGAGUUUAUCAAGGCGUCCGUCAACAUAAUCGACUACAUCGCCACGCUGAGCUUCUACGUCGACCUGGUGCUGCAGAAGCUGACGUCGCACCUCGAGAACGCCGACAUAUUCGAGUUCUUGAGCAUCAUCCGCAUCAUGCGGCUGUUCAAGCUGACGCGGCACUCGUCCGGCCUCAAGAUCCUCAUCCAGACGUUCCGGGCGUCGGCCAAGGAGCUGACGCUGCUCAUCUUCUUCCUGGUGCUCGGCAUCGUCAUCUUCGCGAGCCUCGUCUACUACGCGGAGCGCAUCCAGGCGAACCCGUACAACGACUUCAACAGCAUCCCGCUGGGCCUGUGGUGGGCGCUGGUCACCAUGACGACCGUCGGCUACGGCGACAUGGUGCCCAAGACGUACGUGGGCAUGUUCGUCGGCGCGCUGUGCGCCCUGGCCGGCGUGCUGACGAUAGGACUGCCGGUGCCCGUCAUCGUCAGCAACUUCGCCAUGUACUACUCGCACACGCAGGCGAGGGCCAAGCUGCCCAAGAAGCGGCGGCGCGUGCUGCCCGUCGAGCAGCCCCGGGGGCCCCGCAUCGGCGGCACGGGCGGCUCCGCGGGACCGGGGCACCCCGGCUGCGGCAGCGUGGGCGGCGGCGGCGGGCCUGGGGGCGGAGGCGGCGCAGGCGGCGGCAGCGUCGGGGGCCCCGGCGGCGGGCCCGCCUCCGCAGGCGGCUGUCCGCAGAACUGGCGCAUGAACGCCAUCAAGGCCAACCACCUCAAGGACUCGCCGUCCAAGAUGGAUCAGUUUGACAAGAAGCCCAAACAGCGUCCAUUUUGACGGCUUUCAGUGGAAUUGACAGCUGCCUUGGUGCAAAGUGUCGUGUCUUGGUCUUGGGGUGCUUGGCUGAGAGUGAAUCAUCAACAUCAUUUUGUCACAAAAGGAUGAUUUCUCAAAUAUUAAAUCUCUUCUAAUUUAAUUCAUCCAAAGCUCUGGGAAAAGGUCUUACUGAGUAUUUUAUCGUCAUCAAGUUUUAAUAUACUAAAGUAAAAUUUUAGAAAUGCUAUUCAGUGCCAUAAAAUAGCAAUGUAUCAUAAAACUGACAAUAAGUCAACAAUAUUAUGUAUUUAAUUUGUACAAUUUUACACUGUCAUAUCUUGUGAAUCGGCAUUUGGAUAUGGGUGUUAUUACCCAAAAAGAAAACACUUUAAUCCACGCUAUACAGGGUUUAUCAAAAACGUUCAGAAAAAGUCUCCCAUUUGUCGUCCUCUUGUGAGAUUAUGUUUGAUGUACUUAGUGAAACUUGGUGCUUCAUCUGGAAAUGGCUAUUGAAAUGCUAGCAGUGUGAUUAAAAUACUCCCAGUUUAGCAUUUCAGGGAUGUGUCUCACAGAUAAGAAUAUGUCGAGUUUUAUUUCUCAGGAAUUUUUAAGGCACGAGUUACACUACUGUAAAUGGGCUCAGUUGCUGGUGAAAGAAGUAACAUCAGGACUCAAGAAACAAUUCGGUCCAGUGAAUGUGUGUGAACAUUUCAUUAUGCUAGAGUUAUUAGACUACGAAACAACUUGAAGAAAUAAUGGGGAACAACCUGUAUGAUAUAUUUCCUUUAUCAGUUUUAUCCAGUUACUAUAUAGAACAAUUCUAUGUAUCACUUGUUAUAAGAUUUUACUAUAUGCACAAAUAUCAAAAUAUUUUAUCACCAUUUAAAUAUUUAUCAUAUAAACCAAGACUAAACAUGUCUAACUACAAAUAUUCUAAACACCCAAUUUAUAUUUUAUUUCUAAGAAAAUGGCGUUUUUUACCUAUAAAUACAUAAGAGAUGCUUCCCAUAUAACUGCAGGAAGAGAAGUCAUGCUACAUCCAGAAAUCACUAUACUAUCUCUUUAAAAUGAGAAAUGUAUUCAUUAUUUUACUUAGCACUGUUUAAUGCUUAUGACUCAAAAUAUAUUUAUUAUUUACUUCUAAGAAGCCAUAAUACCUGAGAAGGU